CAUUGGCUGGCAUCAUAAAGCAAUUGACCAUUGAACAGUGAAAACGUAUUUCAUAUAGCAGUACUUUGAAACUUACAUUAUAUUAAAAUGUCAAUAAAUAAUUUUGUUAAAAUCAGUGCGAAUAUUCAGUAUAGGAAUUCAAAAUGGUUUAUUAAUCAAGUACGAUUUUUUACAAUUAAUACGACAGACCUCCCGAAAAUGCCAGACUGCAAAUAUAUAUCUUCUAAUUACACGGGUAGUAAUUACGAAGAUAUGAAAACAGCAUACAACUCAACUGUGUCCCCUUCUUUAAAACCAUUUUAUAAAGAACCCUUAAUUAUACACGAAGGUAAAAAACAAUGGUUAUGGGAUCAUCUCGGGAAACGUUAUUUAGAUAUGUUUGGGGGUGUUGCCACAAUAUCUGUUGGACAUGCUCAUCCGAAAAUAGUAGCUGCCAUAACUGAACAAACAGCAAAAUUGAAUCACGUGUCCUCUGUGUAUAUGCACCCUCGUCUAUAUGAAUAUGCAAAAAAAUUAGCUAAAAAGUUUCCUGGUAAACUGAAAGUAGUCUACUUAACAAAUAGUGGUUCAGAAGCAAAUGAAUUAGCAUUUUUGAUGGCUAGAGUUUAUACGCGUAACAACAAUAUCAUUUCUUUAAAAAAUGGUUAUCAUGGAGCAACUUAUGGGACUGUAGCAUCUACUGCGAUAAGUACUUGGAGAUACCCAAUUAUUGUACAACCAUCUGGAUAUUUACAUGUAGGAUAUCCAGAUGUUUACAAAGGUCAAUGGGGUGGAUCAAAAUGCAGAGAUUCCAUAGUACAAGCAAGCAGACAUUGCGAUUGUAGUCAGGAAAAGUGUGUAGCAUCGGACAAGUAUUUCUGUGACUUUGCAGAAACCUUUUGUUUCAGCUUGCCUCGCACAGAAAGCGUAGCAGCGUUCAUAGCUGAAAGUAUUCAGGGAGUAGGAGGAGUUGUACAAUACCCCAAAAGUUUCCUUCAGAAAGUAUACGAUCACGUCCGCAGCAAAGGCGGCCUUUGCAUAGCGGACGAAGUUCAAACUGGGUUCGGCAGAACUGGUGAAUAUUUUUGGGGUUUUGAGGGCCAUGGUGUGGUACCUGAUAUAGUGACAUUGGCGAAAGGUAUAGGAAAUGGAUUUCCUUUGGGCGCAGUAGUUACCAGCGCCGAAAUAGCCAAUAGUUUAAACACCGCGCUACAUUUCAACACGUUUGGGGGAAAUCCCGUUGCAUGCGCCGUGGGAACAACAGUUCUUGACAUUAUCGAGGAAGAAAGACUUCAAGAGAACGCAGAUAUAAUUGGCACUUAUCUGAUCAAUCGUUUGAAUACCUUAUUGCUAGAGUUCCCUAAUAUUGUCGGGGAUGUUAGGGGAAAAGGACUAAUUAUUGGCGUGGAAUUAAUUUCAAAUCCAGAAACAAAGCUACCAUUGAAAAAUGAACAUAUCCUCGACAUUUUCGAAAAUAUAAAAAAUAUGGGUGUCCUCCUUGGUAAAGGAGGAUUACAUGGAAAUGUGCUGAGAAUAAAACCACCUUUGUGUGUAACAAAAGAGGAUGCGGAUUUUACUUUUGCAGUGAUCAAAAAGGCAUUAGAGGAACAUCAGGAGAAAUACUCAAAGGUAUAAUUAAUGUAGGUAAUUUUAAACAAAGUACAAAUGAGAAGGGCAGAUGAAUACAAUCCCAUUUAUUUGGUGUAGUCAUUAAGAUUUACAAUUAUGUUAUGUUACAAUUUGUACAAUAUAGUUUCUUAUGACACUAUUAAGCUUAAGUUAGCAUGCAAACUGCGAGACUAUUGUAAGUGAUAGUAAUUAUUCACAUUUUCUUUACCUUUUGUACAUUUUUCAUAAUUUAGGAAAAGAAUACACUACAUUUUUAUGAAGAUGAAUGACAAUAUUUACGUUAGAUUAAAAAAUAAUUAUAUGCUGACCUAUUAACAAAUUAAAGUAAAAAUUUGUGAUAUUUUCAAUUGUUAUAGCUUCAGUCUUCUCGAUCAAAUGCAUUCCGAAUUUUAUGUUGUAGUAGCUUUUGCAUCUUCAUCAGUAUAACAAGCGAUUGCAUACAUUUUAAAAAUAUAAAUAUUUUCGACAUUUUUUAUCUUAAGCAUGUCACAGAAAGUAGAAUAUAUACAUAAAUCAAGGUAUUAAAAUGAAUUUUUCUCUAAAUAAAUGUUUUUCUAUUCAUUCAGAUUUAGAAAUUCGUAAAUUCACUCUAAAUUUAUUUUAAUAAUUUUAGUUUCAAUGCUUCAGAACCUCCAUGUUUUGUGUACACUUUUAACUGUUUUUCAUGUUCAAGCUUUCAAGUUAUGUAACAUGUUCUGAAGACAAUUAAUCUUUUGGAAGACUUGCUCUUGAACAGAUUAUGUAAAGAUAAACGUAAAAAAAUACAAUGUUAUUGAUAGUAUGUUAUUAACAAAUAUAAAUAAAACGAAAUUUCUGUAUAGUAAAUGAAGACAUAAGACAUGGAGAUUUUUUACAUUUGGAAAUAAAAUUUGGCACAAAAUAUAUAUAUGUAUAUAUAAUCAUACAUUAAAAAAGCUGCAAACGUGAAACGUUAUUUGUCUUUGUUAUUGCCUAGAAACUUUAGCUAUAUUUAAUUCGAUAGCUAUUACUUAAUUACUGUUUGUAUCACAAAAUAUUCAGUUCUUUUAUAAUAACAUUAUCCACGGAAAAAUGAUUGUAUAAUUGUUUUUCUAUUUAACGAUUAAAUGACAUUAGUUUUUAUAUUAACUUAUGUGGUCCAGUGAUAAAGUAUUAUCAUAAAAAUGUUGAAUUUGGAUAAGGAAUACUAAAACAUAAUACAUAACAUGUAGUUACCUACUGUAGAAAUGAAAUUUGGAUGUGAACAUUAGGCAAGUAAAUUUGUCAACACUAUUUUUGAGUCUGGUAAUGUAUCAAGAAGAUAAUGAGAUGA
This is a messenger RNA of Nomia melanderi (Alkali bee), 2899 nucleotides long. RefSeq names its product alanine--glyoxylate aminotransferase 2, mitochondrial. Gene Ontology annotation, cellular component: mitochondrion. Gene Ontology annotation, molecular function: L-alanine:glyoxylate transaminase activity; pyridoxal phosphate binding. NCBI's taxonomy places the organism in Eukaryota, Metazoa, Arthropoda, Insecta, Hymenoptera, Halictidae. The record is from RefSeq and is a predicted model, not a curated record. Gene Ontology annotation, biological process: glyoxylate catabolic process.